This is a messenger RNA of Exophiala aquamarina CBS 119918, 735 nucleotides long. Its product is annotated as ATP synthase subunit 4, mitochondrial. Lineage: Eukaryota; Fungi; Ascomycota; Eurotiomycetes; Chaetothyriales; Herpotrichiellaceae. The record is from RefSeq and is a predicted model, not a curated record. The transcript is spliced from 3 exons. Gene Ontology annotation, biological process: proton motive force-driven ATP synthesis. Gene Ontology annotation, molecular function: proton transmembrane transporter activity. The coding region runs from base 1 to 735 and encodes 244 amino acids.
AUGGCGUCUAGACUGGCGAGGAGUGCGGCCGGAGCCACAAGACUCCGACCCUCACUCUCGAUCCGCUCUCUCCCUGCACUCACCACACCCUUGACAUCUCAACGCUACGCAUCGAACGUCCCUGUCGAAGACCCCAAGAAGAAGGCCCAAUCCAUCGUCGAUGCCCUGCCAGGCAAUUCCCUCGCGAGUAAGACCGCAAUCCUCUCUGCUGGAGCUGGCGCCUCCAUCUACGCUAUCAGCAACGAGCUCUACGUUCUCAACGAAGAAUCCGUCGUUGCCUUCUGCUUGUUGAGCGUCUUUUACGGAAUCUUCAAGUAUGGCGGCCCCAUGUACAAGGAGUGGGCCGACAGCACCAUCGGCAAGUAUAAGGAGAUUUUGAACUCGGCCCGAGAAGGUCACGUCGAGGCCGUCAAGACGAGAAUCGAAGAUGUCAAGCCUCUCAGCAACGUUGUCCAGAUCACCCAGCAGUUGUUUGAGGUCUCAAAAGAAACCGCGCACCUCGAAGCCCAGGCCUUUGAACUAGAGCAAAAGACGCUCCUAGCCGCUGAGGCGAAGACUGUACUUGACUCGUGGGUCCGCUACGAAGGCCAAGUCAAGCAGCGCCAGCAGAAAGAACUCGCCGACAGCAUCAUCGCCAAGGUCACCAAAGAGCUCGAGAACCCCAAGGUCUUGCAACAAAUCCUGACUCAGAGCGUUGCCGACGUCGAGAAGUUGGUCGCGAGCAAGGCCCAGUAG